Molossus molossus (Pallas's mastiff bat) is the source of this 1772-nucleotide messenger RNA. RefSeq names its product docking protein 4 (gene DOK4). Lineage: Eukaryota; Metazoa; Chordata; Mammalia; Chiroptera; Molossidae. The transcript is spliced from 8 exons. Gene Ontology annotation, biological process: cell surface receptor protein tyrosine kinase signaling pathway; positive regulation of MAPK cascade. Bases 255 to 1352 code for a protein of 365 amino acids. Gene Ontology annotation, cellular component: cytoplasm. The record is from RefSeq and is a predicted model, not a curated record.
AGGGCAUGAGUCUGGCCCGCCGCCCGCCCUGCAAGCUUCCCCGGCCCGGGCCGCGGCUCCCAGCAGGCGCCGGGCGAAGGAGCUGCUAGAACAAUGCUGAGGCUGGCGAGGUGAGGAGCUGCGCUCUGCCUCCGACAGGAAGCCCCGAAGGAGUGUCUGGAACAGGUGACCGGAGGAGCCGGAAACUGAGGCCACCUGGGCAUCCCUCCCCUCGCCUUGGCCAGGCCCUGUGCCCAAGAAAAGGAGGGGAAACCAUGGCGACCAAUUUCAACGACAUUGUCAAGCAAGGCUACGUGAAGAUGAAGAGCAGGAAGCUCGGGAUCUACCGCAGGUGCUGGCUGGUGUUCCGGAAAUCCUCCAGCAAGGGGCCCCAGCGGCUGGAGAAGUAUCCGGAUGAGAAGUCAGUGUGCCUCCGAGGCUGUCCCAAGGUGACCGAGAUCAGUAAUGUCAAAUGUGUCACACGGCUCCCCAAGGAGACCAAGAGACAGGCGGUGGCCAUCAUAUUCACUGAUGACUCAGCCCGUACCUUCACUUGCGACUCAGAGCUGGAGGCGGAGGAGUGGUACAAGACACUGUCUGUGGAAUGUCUGGGGUCGCGGCUCAACGACAUCAGUCUGGGAGAGCCGGACCUCCUAGCCCCAGGGGUGCAGUGUGAACAGACAGAUCGCUUUAAUGUCUUCCUGUUGCCCUGCCCCAACCUGGACGUGUAUGGUGAGUGCAAGCUGCAGAUCACCCACGAGAACAUCUACCUCUGGGACAUACACAACCCCCGCGUGAAGCUCGUCUCGUGGCCCCUCUGCUCACUGCGCCGCUAUGGCCGGGAUGCCACACGCUUUACCUUCGAGGCUGGCCGGAUGUGUGACGCUGGGGAAGGGCUCUACACCUUCCAGACGCAGGAAGGGGAACAGAUCUACCAGCGGGUCCACAGUGCCACCCUGGCCAUCGCCGAGCAGCAUAAGCGGGUCCUGCUGGAAAUGGAGAAGAAUGUGAGGCUGCUGAACAAGGGCACAGAACAUUACUCCUACCCCUGCACGCCCACUACCAUGCUGCCCCGCAGUGCCUAUUGGCACCACAUCACAGGCUCCCAGAACAUUGCCGAGGCCUCCAGCUAUGCCGGUGAGUCCCUGCAGUGUCCCACAGCCACCUGCCACAAGGCUCUGUGGAAGACAAGGCCUUCUGGGCAGAGAUCUCUCGACCUGGACCGGAGUCCUGAGCCUGCCUCUGUGUCCACAGGUGAGGGGUAUGGGGCACCUCAGGCCAGCUCAGAAACGGACCUCCUCAACAGAUUCAUCCUACUAAAGCCAAAGCCCAGCCAGGGGGACAGCAGUGAGGCCAAGACCCCAGCCCAGUGACAGAAGGGCUGGUGUGCACUGAUGACUACUGGGCUGCCCACUGUAGGGCUGACUGCAACAUACUGUGGACAGCCUCAAGGGGCUAUUGGCUAAGAGCCUGGAGAAAAGGAGCAAGCUGUCCCUUCCUUGCCCCCAAGGGUGAGGCUGGACCAGGGCAAAGGGCUGGCCAUACCACCUGAGCAUGUGUGAGGGGCUGGCGCUGACAUGGGACUAUAUAUUGUUAAUGGUUUUAAUAUAUAUGGCUUAUGACAUAUCCUAUAUUAAUGAGACUCCCCAUCCUUCCCUGCCAUCACGUACACAUUUUUUAAAUUCCAUGACCAGGCCAGUCAAGGCUGGUUCUGAAUGUCCUCCGUGGUACAGCCCUCCUGCUGCCAGGACUCUCUUGAGCUGCCGGGACCAGAGGGAGACAGUCGAACUCAA